UUGUACGUGCGGAACUGCAAGGAGAUACAAUGUUUAUUUAACGUUUAUGGAAGGAGUCUCCAGUGUCAGCGCUUUGUAACAGCCAGAGGUCAAGCGGUAACUUUAAGUUUUCGGACAUAUUUGAACUCUUUGUGGUUUCUUGGUAAGCUGCGAGAGAGAGAGAGAGAGAAUAGAGAGAGGACGGUGAGGGAGCGACUGUUUACAGCUGCUAUAACGCAAUGUCGGACAUUCCUCCAAAGCAGUGGUGAAUUGAAAAAAAAGCUUGAAUGGGGAAACCGGAAGAGUGACUGCAUCCCAGAGGAACUACACGACCCAGAAUUCAACUCUGCUCUCACCCUGUUUGAAGGAACAAACUCUGUGCCACUUUCUCUGCCUUUAGCCUAAAACUUACAGCCAGAAAUAUCCAAAAGCCGAUGCUGUCACCGAGGAGGAUUAAUGUGGCUCCAAAACCGAUGAAUGUGGAAGCCUUUAAGCGCUCCAAUUAACUAAGUGGUCUGAAAGAGAAACGUGAACAAGGCCUCUCCGUCUCUGGAAAAAAAAAAGAAAAAAAAAAGUGGCCUAAAAUUUUCAGCUCAGAUCCCGUCCGGUUAAGCGUGGGCGGGUGUGGGCUGCGCCGCAAUUUGGGGUUAGGAGUGCGAUGCGGAUUGGAGGAUGUCGGGGGAUUGGGAAGAAGACGUGUGCAAGAAGGCGCUGGUGCUGGUGGAGGAGCUGUGCUUCGGCUCGGGAGGAUACAGCCAUAGCGCCAGCUGUGAGGAGUUCAGCUACAUGAUGAGGGGACCCAACAGACAUAUCGACACAGAGAUAUCCGUCAGCCUCCUCUCCGUCAUCGUGACGUUCUGCGGCAUCGUGCUCCUCUCCGUCUCACUCUUCGUCUCCUGGAAGCUCUGCUGGUUGCCAUGGAGAGACAAAGAGGGCGGCGGCCUCAGCCUGACAGCCGGGCUCCUCCCUGGAGGGGCGGGGCUUCACGGGGUCGCCGGAGGCUCCUCCCUCCUCCCCCCUUUAUUGCAGAGGAAAGACACGCACUCCUCGUCCUCUCUUUAUCCGUCUCUGGCCCAGGCCGGCCAACACCACCCACACUUCUCCGACCUGAUGGCGGUGGAGGGCGGAGGGGCCAUGAUGGUGGGUGGGGUCGUGGGCGGGCCUCAGGAAAUGCAGGAGCACUCCUACCUGGACAUGGACUCCUACCCGAACAACGCAGGGAAUAUUAAACUGAGCCAGACGUCUCCCGAACUGCCGCCACCUGAUGGAGGAUCUGCUGCUAAAGAUCUGGCCAACGCCCACUCGCAGCAGGUCGCCCCCAGGCCCAAGCCCAUGACUCAUCAGCUCUCCAGUCCUGAUUUCCACGCAGAGGAGAAGAGCGAGCAGGUGACCAGCAUCGGGCAGAUCAAGCCGGAGCUGUACCGGCCGCGGCAGGGUGAGCAGGGCGACGGCAAGCAGGGCGACACGUGCGGAAAAAUCAGCUUCCUGCUCCGCUACGCCUUCAAUACGGAGCAGCUGGUGGUGAAGAUCCUCAAAGCUCUGGACCUGCCAGCCAAAGACGCCAACGGUUUCUCGGACCCGUACGUGAAGAUCUACCUGCUGCCCGAUAGGAAGAAGAAGUUUCAGACCAAGGUGCACAGGAAGACCCUGAACCCGGUGUUUAACGAGACGUUCCAGUUCGGCGUGCCGUUGGCCGAGCUUCACUCGCGCAAGCUGCACUUCUCCGUCUAUGACUUCGACCGUUUCUCCAGGCACGACCUGAUUGGUCAGGUGGUUGUGGAGAACCUGCUGGACUUCAGCGAGGGCAGCGGGGACAAGCCCAUCUGGAGGGACAUUGUGGAAGGAACGGCGGAGAAAGCUGACCUCGGGGAGUUGAACUUCUCACUGUGUUACUUGCCGACAGCUGGCCGACUAACCGCCACCAUCAUCAAGGCCACCAACCUCAAAGCCAUGGACCUGACCGGUUUCUCAGACCCAUACGUGAAAGCGUCUCUUGUGUGUGACGGGCGCAGGUUGAAGAAGAGGAAGACGUCCAUUAAGAAGAACACGCUGAACCCCACCUAUAACGAGGCUCUGGUGUUCGACAUCCCCAACGAGAACAUCGAGAGUGUCUCGCUCAUCAUCGCCGUCAUGGACUACGACUGUAUUGGCCAUAACGAGGUGAUUGGGAUGUGCCGUGUAGGCAGCGAUGCUGAAGGCCCUGGCAGAGAGCACUGGACGGCCAUGUUGGCAAAUCCCCGCAAACCCAUCGAGCACUGUCACCAGCUGGUGGAGGAAAAAUCCAUUAACACUUACGUUUCCAAGACAGCCUCGCCAAAACCGCACAUCGUGGUGGACAGUCCUCACUCCGACUAGACACGUGGGUCUGCAUUGUCGUCGCUCCAGACCUUCAUCUUUUCCUCUCAUCUGUGAAUAAAUCUCUCUAUCAAGCGAAAGAAGCGGAAAACAGACACUGCUGCAAACCCGACACAACACACAACACACAACACACACACACACGAGUAGUCUAUAGACCCGCUACACACUCGUACACACAUACACACACACACGCACACACAUGUACACGUACACAAACACACACACACACACACACACACACACACGAGCAGGUACACACACCUCAGUGGAAGGCGUGGUUUAUUCAGGGGGGAAAAACACGAUGCACAUUCCCAAAUCGAAAAAAUGUGUUUAUUUACUUAUUUAAAACUGAGCCUGAGAGAGAAAAAAAAACAACAACAGAUUUUUAAAAGAAGUUAUAGAUGUAAUUUCACUAUGGACCAUUAGGGUGUGUGUGGUGCGUGAGUGCAUCCGUGUGUGUGUGUGUGUGUGUGUGUGUGUGUGUUUAGGGGGAAAAAAAAUGGCUGUAGUAUAUCACUAGUCAGUUUUCACAGGGGCGGAGAAAAAAAAAUCUCUCUGGAGAGGAGGACUACUUUUGCCUCGCGUCAGGAGGACGGAAAACGAGGACGGACCCGUCGGCUGAAAGCAUGCUGCGCAUCCUCUAAAUGCGUCCUCCUCCUCUCACGCUCCGGGAUCGACAGCGAGCUUUUUAUUUUUCUAUCCAUCUUGCCAUCCCAUCCAACCGUUUCUUUCUUUCUUUCUUUCUUUCUUUUUCGAUCCACGUCUCUAUUCUGUAGAACGGACUGUGCUUGGAGCGAU
This is a messenger RNA of Ictalurus furcatus (blue catfish), 3135 nucleotides long. It is a transcript of the gene syt3, whose product is annotated as synaptotagmin III. Gene Ontology annotation, cellular component: membrane. The transcript has 13 exons. Gene Ontology annotation, molecular function: phosphatidylserine binding; clathrin binding; calcium-dependent phospholipid binding. Lineage: Eukaryota; Metazoa; Chordata; Actinopteri; Siluriformes; Ictaluridae. The record is from RefSeq and is a predicted model, not a curated record. Gene Ontology annotation, biological process: regulation of calcium ion-dependent exocytosis; regulation of dopamine secretion; cellular response to calcium ion. Bases 652 to 2334 code for a protein of 560 amino acids.